GAGGAACUUUAUUUUCUUUCACAGCUUGCAUGUGUUUAAGACACGACAGUGUUAAACUCUUCUUCACAUCGUUAUGUGGUUAAAGUUAUUUCGUAUUUUAAUUUUUUAUUUUUGUAGUGAGCUCUGUGCCCAACAUGGGGCUUGAACUCACGAUCCCGAAAUCAAGAGUUGUAGGCUCUACGGCCUGAGCCAGCCAGGUGCCCCUGGUUGUAGUUAUUUUUAUGUGUUUUGGAUAGCUUAGCUUUCUGUGGGGCUCUGGAAACCACAGGAGAACCCCUCCCUCCCGCCCGUCUCCCCAACAUGCCCUAAGUAGGAUUAAAGGCAUCCUGCACUGAAAAUGUGUAAGACAUUGUAAGAAAGACCAUCAGAGCCCCUGUAAUGUGAAAUUCCGGGGGCUGCUCAGGGUGCUUUACUGAGAGCGUAAAUAUGAGACUGUUGAGUUAGUCUUUUCCCACCUUUUGUACCCACGUGUCGCCCUGCGUGAUGUCUAGGUGUGGCAUUCCAAAAUGACAGUCAACUAAAAUGCAACUGAAUGCUACCUGCAUUUCUAUUGUUGUUUCACAGAUUGUCAGACGUGAAGCCCGUGUCACAGUAAAUUCAAAUUAAAGAGAGUAAACUAUAGCAGCUAUUCUUAAGAGAUCCAGCCCGUGACAUGGCGGCAGGUGGGUCAGUGGAUGUGAACUAUUCGGUAGAGUAAUUGGCUAACGUGCUGCUGAUGUCAUAAUUCUCCUACUCAAUAAUGGGCUAGUUAUGCCGGAAGGCGCAGCAGUUUGGUGUGGGGACUUCUGCUUCCGGUACAACAGCACUUGAAAGAGAGGCCUUCCAUUGGUGUUCAGAAAGGAGCAAGGAGCAGGGGUAGGGGUCAGUCCCAGCACAGUUGAAGAAUAUAGCACAGUUGCAUCUGUAAUGAUGGCUCACUCAACUGGGAACAUCUCUCUGGAGACCAUCAUGCAGACAUCAGAGACCGGGUCGGACACAGGUUCGACAGUGACUUUACAGACAUCUGUGGCUAGUCAAGCAGCGGUACCUACCCAGGUGGUGCAGCAGGUACCGGUACAACAACAGGUACAGCAGGUCCAGACCGUACAGCAGGUACAGCAUGUGUACCCAGCCCAGGUGCAGUAUGUGGAAGGAAGCGAUACUGUCUAUACCAAUGGAGCAAUCUCCAGCCCCUGGCAACCACCAUCCUACUCCCUGUUCUUCCGAACAACAACUUACCCUUACACAGAAACGCAGAUGUACAGCCAAAACACUGGAGGGAAUUACUUUGAUACUCAAGGGAGUUCUGCGCAGGUGACUACCGUGGUUUCAUCCCACAGCAUGGUGGGCACCGGUGGGAUUCAGAUGGGCGUCACCGGAGGACAACUCAUCAGCAGCUCUGGAGGAACCUAUCUUAUCGGCAAUUCUAUGGAGAACUCUGGUCACUCAGUGACACACACUACUCGGGCCUCCCCAGCGACAAUUGAAAUGGCGAUUGAGACGCUGCAAAAGUCUGACGGUCUGUCCACUCACAGAAGCUCUCUUCUCAACAGCCAUCUCCAGUGGCUGUUGGACAAUUACGAGACCGCAGAAGGAGUGAGCCUUCCUAGAAGCACGCUGUAUAACCACUACCUACGACACUGUCAGGAACACAAACUGGACCCAGUCAAUGCUGCUUCUUUUGGAAAACUAAUAAGGUCAAUUUUUAUGGGGCUCCGAACCAGGAGAUUGGGAACUAGAGGAAACUCCAAGUACCAUUACUAUGGGAUCCGUGUCAAGCCAGAUUCCCCUCUUAAUCGUCUGCAAGAAGACAUGCAGUAUAUGGCUAUGAGACAGCAACCCAUGCAACAGAAACAAAGGUACAAGCCUAUGCAGAAAGUGGAUGGGGUUGCAGAUGGUUUCACAGGAAGUGGUCAACAGACAGGCACAUCUGUUGAGCAAACUGUAAUUGCCCAAAGUCAACAUCAUCAACAGUUUUUAGAUGCAUCUCGAGCACUUCCAGAGUUUGGAGAAGUUGAAAUCUCUUCUCUGCCAGAUGGUACUACCUUUGAGGAUAUCAAGUCACUGCAGAGUCUUUAUCGAGAGCACUGUGAGGCAAUAUUGGACGUUGUCGUGAAUCUUCAGUUUAGCCUGAUAGAAAAACUGUGGCAAACCUUCUGGCGCUAUUCUCCCUCUACUCCAACCGACGGCACUACCAUCACCGAAUCAAGCAAUCUGAGUGAAAUAGAAAGUCGACUUCCGAAAGCAAAGCUGAUAACUCUGUGCAAACAUGAGUCUAUCCUGAAAUGGAUGUGUAACUGUGACCAUGGGAUGUACCAGGCUUUGGUGGAGAUUCUCAUCCCCGACGUGCUUAGACCUAUUCCUAGUGCCUUGACCCAAGCCAUUCGAAAUUUUGCAAAAAGCCUUGAAGGUUGGCUUUCCAAUGCCAUGAACAAUAUCCCACAGAGAAUGAUACAAACCAAGGUCGCCGCUGUAAGUGCCUUUGCCCAGACUCUGCGAAGAUACACGUCGCUCAAUCACCUGGCCCAGGCAGCUCGCGCAGUGCUUCAGAACACUUCUCAGAUCAACCAGAUGCUCAAUGACCUCAACCGCGUUGACUUUGCCAAUGUCCAGGAGCAGGCCUCCUGGGUGUGCCAGUGUGAUGACAGCAUGGUUCAGAGACUGGAGACGGACUUCAAGAUGACCCUCCAGCAGCAGAGCACCCUGGAGCAGUGGGCCGCGUGGCUGGACAACGUGAUGAUGCAGGCGCUGAAGCCCUACGAGGGGAGGCCCAGUUUCCCUAAAGCUGCCAGGCAGUUCCUGCUAAAAUGGUCUUUCUACAGCUCAAUGGUUAUUCGGGACUUAACCUUACGCAGUGCUGCUAGCUUUGGCUCCUUCCACCUGAUCCGUCUCCUCUACGACGAGUACAUGUUCUACUUAGUAGAGCAUCGUGUUGCUCAGGCAACAGGAGAAACACCCAUUGCAGUCAUGGGCGAGUUUGGUGAUUUAAAUGCUGUAUCUCCUGGAAAUCUGGAUAAAGAUGAAGGCAGCGAAGUGGAAAGUGAAAUGGACGAAGAACUGGACGACUCUUCGGAGCCCCAAGCCAAAAGGGAGAAAACCGAGCUGAACCAGGCGUUUCAAGUGGGUUGUAUGCAGCCCGUUCUCGAGAGCGGCGUGCAGCCCAGUCUCCUGAAUCCAAUUCACAGCGAGCACAUCGUCACAAGUAGUCAGACUAUCAGACAGUGCAGCGCCACGGGAAACACCUACACUGCGGUCUAAAGAAUAUUAAAGCGUAUUUUUCCAGCUAACGUUACCCCUGUUGAUAUAUUGGGCUUAAGGUGAAAUUUUAAUAAGCCUGAAGGUCGACUGUUGUCAAAUUCUAUCUGUGCUGAACAUUACCUUUUUGGAGUUGUGAAAUGGAAUGGAUGUAUGUAUUUUGCCAGGUGUUUUUUUUUUGUUGUUGUUGUUGUUGUUUUUUUAACGUAAAAAAAAAUCAUUUGCCUCUUAAUAAGUUGUUCUUUUUUUUCCUUUAGUUUCAGGUGUCAAGAAGGAUUUUUACCACACCUAAUGCCAAUGUGUUCGUUUUCUUAUAAUUAAAAAGUGAUUUACAUUUUUUUGUAGCUUAAAAUAUUUGAUUGUUGAUUGUUAGUCUUGGUGUAUGAUUUCACGUGUGAGUUUUUAAUUAGAUGCACUUCUGUGAAAUAUCAAAAGAAAUGAAUUCCUUUGAUUUACACUGGAGGCAUGCCCAUUUGGCAGCAGAUGCAUUGAAUUUGCUUUUGAAAGGUGCUUUUCAUUGGACGGAACCACAAGACACGAUUUCGGUAACUCUUUGGUACGGAGAGAGAAUACAGAGCAUUUUUAUCAUGGCGCUAGAGGGUUGGGAAGGUCAUCUGUUUUUCUCCGGAGAAAAAACCUGGAGCUAGUGCAUUUAUCUGUUCAGAGUAAAUGACAGACCUGCAAGAGAUUAUGCUAAUAUGUACAUAAUUUGUGUACAUAAUUAUUAAACCCUAUUAACGCAAGCUUCCGUUAAACAUUGCAUUUUAACCGUUAUUUGCAUACCGAUUCCUCUGUUUAAAGACUACUGAUUCUGUAUUUGGGACCACUGCACAGACGCAUUCUGCUGUUGAGCGGGGCUGUUAUAGUUAGAUACUGAAGCUGAAAAAAAAAAAAUGACUUGACUUUUUUUGUGUUUCGUUUUGUUUCGUUUUGUUUUUAAGUGUACAUGCUACUUAUGCUGAACUGGACAUACAGGAAACCAUUCCAUUUGGAUGACUUUCUUUUAUUCCAGGUCUUUUUCCUAAUAGUAGUUCCCUCUGCUGCUAUUAUAAAAGAAAAUUUAUAGAACGCAAGGAAUGUAGCAACCUGCAUAUCGUUAUUUCCUUCAAAUCUAUUUCCUGGUUUCUAAAGGGUGUGGAUUUUAAAUUGUAAACACAACCUGAGGGCAGUAUAGCUGGCUCACCACACUGUUGCUUUAUCCCCAUUUCUGUAGGAUUUGGAUAGGUGGCUGGAUGGACCAGUGCCAUUGAAGAAUGUACAUCAGGGAUCAUCGUACCUCGGCUAUUACAUGGUGCCUUAAAACAGAACUGAAGUUAAGGUUUUAGUAAGGCUUAUUUUGUUCAUGUGAAUUCCUCCGCAAUCCAUUUGACAAGGUGUGCCUGUCCCUUUCCGAUUCCCGAAGUGAGGACAGGUUACGCGCUCUUCAAAGGAAAUGUAGGGCGAACAAAGCAAAGCAAAAAGACGAAAACUCAAUUCCCCUCUUGGAGUGACCGCGGACGUACUUUUUGUUCGUAGAGCUGACUAUGACUCGAUUACCCAUCAGAUUGCUUAAGGGCGUGGAACAGCGGACUGGUUUUUAAUUACCAACUUGUCGCGUACCAUCACAGGUGUUUCAGACCAUUUGUAUCUAGUUCUCAUGUAAGAAAGUUGACGAAAUAAGCAGGGACUUAUCGAAGUGCAUCUUGUCGGUCUAAAUGUUUGUGUCUGCCUCUUGGUGUCUGUGUGUCCAUGGCAUACACACGUGCCCGCGGGCGGGAGUCAGCUGCAAAGUCAGGUGAGGUCCUAGACGGGACCCACCCCCCAUCCAUCCUUAUGUUAAUUUACAUGAAAGCCAAGGUUCUUUUAAACACUCGAGUUAUUAACAACCGCCACACACACAAAAAACAAAAACAGGCACAGCCAUUCAUUUUAAUCGUUUUUAGAAAGCUGAUCAGCAAAAAUAAUACAUAAACACAAAGCCCCCUCCCCCCCCCAAAAAAAAGAAAGGGAAAGCACACAUGAUUUACAGAUUGUUAAUGAGGCCUGUCUCAAACUCAAGAUGUUUGUCUUUCCGGUUUUCCUGGGGUGGGCGAGAGGGCUUGGAAAGAGGGGGAUGAGCCAGUCCGUAAAGUGAAAAAUACCAAAUGGCGUAUCGGGUACCACGCGGUGUGUUUUCCCUCCGGUGGCCCGAUUGCCUCACACUAUUCACGUAACAAAGAUCAACAGAGUUUCUGAAGUCAGCUUGAAACGUUUCAGAUGUAAUUUUAUAUGACUCAACUCAGGCAUCUCUUUGGAAAGUCUUCACGAGCAUUCGACCAUCACCUCACCCAAGUAUCACUUGAGUGGCCCUCCCCCUCAUUCUUCUCCCCAAAAGAGGUGAUGGGUUGGUACCAUCACACGCACAAAAAAGGCAAACACACAGAACACCUUCACCACGAAAACCCCGCACGUCUAGCUCCUCGUGCGUUGGGGAACGUUUACAGGUGGAAUUAGUUCGAACCACAAGACGAAAAAGAACCCCCCCCUCAUUUCAACUCUCCUUUCUGAGACGCUUCUUCGCUUUCCUCUCCCCCGCCCACCAGCCCCAGAACUGUGUUCCAUCUGUAUCGGACCAAACGUUUUUGCUGCUUUCGUCUUGUUUCUUGGACGAUUUUAAAUGUAUCUAUUAUCACUGUUUAACGUUGGGUAUGUUUGUAUCAUUAGAGGGAUCUGAUCCUAAUGGGCAGAGUUCGAUGGAUGAAAGGUAGGGAUUGGGGAGCCUCCAGGAUUCAACAUUUUUUCUAGGUGUUCGUGGUUUGCAUGAACCAUUCUCACUUUUCAGCCUGACUCGCUAAACACGUUCUGGGCUCCUUUGUGAACACGGGAGCAUUCAUCUGUGACAAGGGCAGAUAGUUUUGACCAACAGACAAAAGCGCGUCUUCAUUCUUUGCUACUUCUGGCGAUCUGUCGUCCACAGUAAGAUAGGACACACCCCUAGUCAGACACAGACAUCUCAGCCAAUCUUGACUUGGCCUCGUGAGGUAUAUUAGAAAACUCAGACCUCACCCUUUGUACGUCUGAGGAGAGUCGAACGAUCCCAAGUAUUGCUUUGAUUUGACAUUUCAUUUUCUUUUCUCUCAUUCAUUGAAACUGUGACUUUUCUACGUAACCGUGACACUAAGACUCUCAGAGUAGAUGUAUUGACAAGUGACAAGUCUACACUUUAAGGACUUCUUGACAUUUCUUGACGUUGUAAUCAAACCACUAGUCAUGGAAACUAUCUACACAGACCAAGUGCUACACUUUCAGCGACGAAAACGUAAGGAAGGCAUGUUGGCUGUUUUUAAGUUUUAGAAAAGAUACUUCCGUAUAAGAGGAUUGCGUCUCGUGGGUAUGGUUUGACCUUCACAUACAUACUUUGAGAACCAUACCUGGAAGAUUUACGUUUCAUGAAGCCAGUGAACAAUGGGGUGAAAUGGGGGGACCAUCUCCUCGGAACACAGGGCCCAACUUUAAAAUUUUUCUUUGGAUAUCAAAUGGCUGGUCACUUUUUCAGGAUUCUCAUCCAGACCAUGUUUGGACUGACUACUUUAAGUCUUACUGCCUUUUCAGAAAUCUGCUUUCCUUUUUGUGCUUUUUCUUGUACUGUAUAGGACGGUUCACGCACCUCUCUUUAGAUGGUGUACUUUAAAAAAACAAAAGCAAAUUUGAGAAAAUGGUUUUAACACUGCAUACCUAAAAUUAGUCGCGUGCAACGUUGACUGCCUUUGAUUUGUAGUGGGUGAGUAAAAAUGAACACAUUUCUCGUGGAAUAACGCUGUCAGAGUCAUCCGGGAAUGACUACGGUUUCAUUACUGUAAUCAUGAACCUUUUUACAUGAAUGCACUCUCUCGAAGUGCUAAACGUGAUGCAUUUUCAAAUUGGAAAAAAUUCUUCAGAUGAUAUAUUUGAGAUGUCUAAAACGAUGCUGUGCUUGAGACAUUAGUGUAAAAGGGGGGAAAAAAAGAGUGUCACGGUGAUGUUGGCCCUCCCUGGGUGGACACAAGUAGAAAGUAAACAACUUUGGCAAACCGCCUUCCUGUACGAUUUGAGGCAGUAGUUAUAUACAGCAAAUUGACCUUCGUUAUAACCUUCUCUCCCCCAAAUUCUUGGUGAGAAAACCACUCGCAAAAAAAUCGAAAUCCGAACUGACGAUCUCUAUGAAUCACAGCAGAACAUGGGGGAGAGGGGUUGACAUGCAGUGCUAUGAAAAUUGGGCUUGUCACUCGAUCAGAUCAACCUCCAUGUAUAUGGUUAGAACAAAUCAAUGAAUGGAAUCCUAGUAUUUCUGCAAGUUUGGUGAUUUAAAAAAAAAAAAAAACUGGAAUAGAAGCAUUAAUUCAGUGCUUAGUUCUAGUAUUAGAAAACCCCUUUGAUGUAAUGCCUUGUAUUAACCCUUUGAGCAUUGUAAGAUAUACAAUGGGGGACAAAAGCCUUUCAGAUCAUUUAUUUAGAGUUAGACCGGUAAAAUAUACUCUAUAUCCAAAUGUCUAAUUAUGCUGUUUUUUUAAAGGGGGGGAGGGGGAGGAAGAGAAAGUGUUUCCAUGCUGAACACUUGCAUUUUAUAUACAACUCUUAAUUUUCUUCUUCAAGAGGGCUUGAUAUAUUUAUUCCCAAAUAUUCACUGCCAUCUAAGUAAGUGUACUGUUUACAGAAAAAAAAAAAAAUCAACUUUUCUAGCAUCACAUCAUGACUCUAGAAAAGGAGAACAGAUACAUGGGCCUGUAGACCUAUGUCCUAACUGAUCUCUGCACAUCGAAAAGUACCUAGAUUGCCUUUAAAAGGUAUGAUAAAGAAAGGGUUACGUUUCUUUACUUUUUUGUUUUUUUCUUUCCCCAAACAAAACAAAAAGAUCGCGUUAAUUUAGCUUUAGGAAGUACAAUUGUUAAGCGAAGCCUUAGGAAGAAAUGAGUUCGAGUGGGUGAAGCAAAGCUGAACUCUUCGGGGGCAGGUAAGCUAUUUGGAGUUAGAGCUCUCAUAAAACAGCAUUUUGGGACUUUCACACAGGGCCUAUCUUUAUCUGUGCUCCAAAACCUUUAACACUUUGUCCAAAACAGUAGACAUAGAUAGAAUGGAGAGCAAAGCACUUGAUUUUCAGCUCCUCUGUCGGGAGGGGCCGUGGCGACUGCUUCCGAGAUCUGUAAAUGCCAGUCUGCCUCCAGAGUUGCCGACUUCGUUCACGGGCCGCUCUGCGUGCACUCGGUCCCCCCCUGUCCCCUGCGCGACGGAGCCUGAGAGCGGUGUCGUCUGCAGAUGUGCGCGGCGGCCCCGGCCGGGCGCACGGCAGAGUGUGACCUAUUCCGAUGUCUGGGGAAGGGACAUCCGUAGCUUAGUGCAAGUCUGCCGUGAACAUGGCUUUUUUUAGACGGCGUAGGAAGUCAAACCAUGCAAAUUACUCAUGUGUUAACAUGCAAUACUCAAAGGGUUUUAAUUUAACUCUCUUCUUUUGGAUUCUUCAUGAUGAUUUACUGUAAAUGCUUCUCAGUUUGCAUGCUCUGAUCAUUGCUGCUAGUGAUUUUAUGUGCCAGUACACCUGAGUUUAGUUUACCAACUUUACUUAAAUAGUAAAAGCCACUUACAAAGUGACUGCCUAGGAUUUCUUUUUUUCCUUUGGAGUAAUCGGUAAUCCGUCUUAUUUUCAGAACUGUGUUUUGUCUCUUACUUGGUUCCGGUGUUUGAUUCUUUUCACCCCCUCCCUUCUUUCCUUUGUUUUUUAAAUAAAUUACGAUGUUGGGAUUGGAAGCCCUGAGUAAUGAAAUCUUUGGUAAGAAUUGUUGCGUAGGCUCAAUAAUGAGAACGACAAAUCACUGUCAGAAGAAUUUUGAUUCCGGGGGAGGAAGGAGAAAAACAAAAACUCCCACUGACUGUUGAUAACUGAGUAAAUUUUUCCUUCAACGAAUUAAUAGUUUUGAACGAACGAUUGCCUUGUUUUAACCUGCUAAACACAAUUUUAAAUGACCCAAUAAAGGAGGUAUUGAAUUUUAUUCGUUUGAAAAGUAUCUUUUGUACCAAAGCAAAUUUUUUUCUCUACUCAUCUCCAUCAUCAAUUGGGACCCUAUGGUGGUGACCAACGCGUUGUGAGUGCCUUGAGAAAACUUGGAAAUUUGUGCCUGGGGUGGUAAACUUUUAAUUAGGUUAAUUGUAGUGCUUACCAAUCAGUAAUUCUACUAUCACUCAGGGCUUUCGUACCUUCUAGGUAAAACUUCUUUCAUUGUGUUUUUUUUAAAAUACUGUAUUUUUUUUAAGUGCCAUCAUUUAAACUUCACUUAGUAAGUGGCAGAUUACAUUAUUCAGUCCCACAAGCACAGAAACAUAGUAACACUAGGAGAUAUUUGAACAUUUAUUUUACAAUCGACUGAAUAUAUUAUGUAAAUGAGGUAAGCAACUUUUGUAGAGAUUGUAUGUGUGAGAUAAUGUAAUGUUCUUUUCCAGUUUUUGGACUCCAGUUGAAUAAACUUUUUAAUUAUUUAAAAACAUCCUUACCGAAUAACAUGUGAUGGUUUUUUGUAUAAUGUAUUUGAUUUUGUAAAUACGUAUUUCCUGAUGUGAUUUUUGUGAGAAAUGCUAAAUCUUUUAGUAUAUCAUGUCCUCUCAAAAUUGGCAGGAGUUAAAUAAUAGUUUGUGGGCGAUUUGUAUUGUGUACUGUACAAUAACUGGGGAACUUUUAUAAUUAUAAAAAUAUAUAUUAACUUUUAGUGUGUUGUUUAAACAAAUGACUGGAACAUACUAAAGAUAUUAGUAGGAUUUUUCUGAAUAUUUCAGACUUGAACUCAGGCUAGCUUUCUUGUGUUUUUCAAAACAAAAUGGUGUCUUGUCUUUUAAAAUCAAUAAAUUUGUUUCCUUGUUACAAA
This is a messenger RNA of Herpailurus yagouaroundi (jaguarundi), 10082 nucleotides long. It is a transcript of the gene RFX3, whose product is annotated as regulatory factor X3. Gene Ontology annotation, molecular function: RNA polymerase II cis-regulatory region sequence-specific DNA binding; DNA-binding transcription factor activity, RNA polymerase II-specific. Gene Ontology annotation, cellular component: nucleus. The record is from RefSeq and is a predicted model, not a curated record. The coding region runs from base 907 to 3237 and encodes 776 amino acids. The transcript has 19 exons. NCBI's taxonomy places the organism in Eukaryota, Metazoa, Chordata, Mammalia, Carnivora, Felidae. Gene Ontology annotation, biological process: regulation of transcription by RNA polymerase II.